Molecule: messenger RNA, 927 nt
Organism: Alternaria incomplexa
Lineage: Eukaryota; Fungi; Ascomycota; Dothideomycetes; Pleosporales; Pleosporaceae
Exons: 1
Coding region: 1-927 (308 amino acids)
Source: RefSeq, a predicted model, not a curated record
AUGCACUUCAACCCCGAAAAAGACAUACCCGACCUAUCGGGAAAGGUCAUCGUUGUAACAGGCGGCAGUAGCGGUCUCGGAAAAGAGAGCGUUCUCCAACUCGUCAAGCACAACCCAGAUAAAGUCUAUCUUGCAGCCCGGACAAGCAGGCGAGGCAACGCAGCAAUCGAAGAGAUCGAGAAAGACGUUCCCUCAGCAAAGGGAAAGAUACAUUACCUCGAGGUAGACAUGGCAUCGUUCGCAUCCGUCAAGCAAGCCGCCGAUCGCAUCCUCACCGAAAACACUCGUCUGGAUAUCCUAAUGAACAACGCCGGCACAACAGGCAACCCUGCAAGCGUAACGAGCGACGGCUACGAGGUCCAAUUCGGCAGCAACUACAUGGGCCCUACUCUCUUCACGAAACUACUCCUGCCACUCCUGCUCAAAACUGCCGAAGAGCCAAACAGCGACGUUCGCAUCAUCAACCUUAGCUCCGAACUAUUCAAGCAAGGUCCCAAAGAGGGUAUCCUCUUCCCUAAGCUCACAACUGCUUGUGAGGACAUGAGCUCCGUAGCUCGUUACGGCCAAUCGAAACUGGCAAACUACUAUUUCAGCAAGGUCAGCGCACAGAAAUACCCAAGCAUCACAUCUGUAGCGCUGCAUCCCGGCGUUGUUAACACGGGCAUCUGGGAUAAUUUGAAGACAAGAAGACCUGUACUAGGUACGGUUCUUUCCGUAGUCUUUGGUCCGUUCCUGACGAAUGUUGCCGACGGUGCGAAGGCGCAGUUGUGGGCCAGUACUGCGAAGAAGAGCGAGGUUAAGAACGGGGCUUUCUACACACCAAAAGGCAAUGGGAAUGAGUACACGCAGGCAAUACUCAAGAACGAUAAACUUGCGAAUGAGCUGUGGGAGUGGACCCAGAAGGAGUUUGCGAAGCAUGGAUUCUGA